Messenger RNA from Neocloeon triangulifer, 1057 nucleotides. RefSeq names its product tRNA N(3)-methylcytidine methyltransferase METTL2 (gene Mettl2). Gene Ontology annotation, molecular function: tRNA (cytidine-N3)-methyltransferase activity. The record is from RefSeq and is a predicted model, not a curated record. The transcript is spliced from 2 exons. NCBI's taxonomy places the organism in Eukaryota, Metazoa, Arthropoda, Insecta, Ephemeroptera, Baetidae. Bases 65 to 1036 code for a protein of 323 amino acids.
ACGAAAAACACAUGGCCGGCACGAAAACAUUGGGGUCUAACGUUUGAUUUCACCUAAAAAUUCGAUGAUCCUUCGCUCAGGUCGCUGCCGACUUUUUCAAAAACCAAGACUUUUUACUUGUAACAUCAUGGAUAGUGAAUCUUCGUCGACUGGUGACGGCCCGAGACCGCAAUUCGGCAACAGACACCUGAAAAAUCCGGAUGACGUUUUCCAGCACAACGCCUGGGACGAUGUCCAGUGGGACCCUGAGCAGCAAGAGCACGCCAGGAAGGUGGUCGAGCAGAAUUCUUCUGAGAAAAUGAGUCCCGAAGACGCAGCAAGGAUCGAGAACGAAGCUGGAAAAUUGUGGGACAAAUUUUACGGCGUCCAUCAAAACGGAUUCUUCAAGAACCGGCAGUGGCUGUUCACUGAGUUUCCCGAGCUGGUGCCCAAAGAAGGAAAUAUAGACAGGGUCAAUGUAUUAGAGGUUGGCUGUGGAGUUGGAAAUACUGUCAUUCCUUUGGUCCAAACAAUCGCCGACCAAAAUUUCUUCGUCUACGGCUGCGACUUUUCAGAAACUGCCGUGGAAAUAAUGAAGCAAGAUGAAAACUACAACGAGUCUCGAUGUCUUGGGUUCGUUUGUGACGUGACUGCUCCCGAGUGGCCUGUGCCUUUUCCUCCCAACAGCCUCGACCACAUCCUCCUAAUUUUUGUGCUCUCUGCAAUAAAUCCAGAAAAAAUGCAUCACGUGGCGGGACAGCUGUUCAAAUACCUGAAGCCAGGCGGUCUGGUCUUUUUCAGGGACUACGGUCGUUACGACAUGGCCCAGUUGCGGUUCAAAAAAGGAAAGUGCAUUGCAGACAAUUUUUACAUGCGAGGGGACGGAACUCGGGCGUACUUUUUCACACAAGAGGAUUUGAGAAAGUUGUUCACCGGGGCUGGAUUUGUGGAGGAACAAAUGUUGGAGGACAGAAGAUUGCAGGUCAAUAGGGGGCAAAAACUAAAAAUGUACCGCGUUUGGAUCCAGGCAAAGUUUAGAAAGCCGGUAUUGCAAUAAAAUAAUAUAUCUAAAAUUGGA